Molecule: messenger RNA, 2088 nt
Organism: Drosophila grimshawi
Lineage: Eukaryota; Metazoa; Arthropoda; Insecta; Diptera; Drosophilidae
Gene: Tfb1
Product: general transcription factor IIH subunit 1
Exons: 5
Coding region: 184-1929 (581 amino acids)
Biological process (GO): transcription by RNA polymerase II; transcription by RNA polymerase I; nucleotide-excision repair
Cellular component (GO): transcription factor TFIIH holo complex; transcription factor TFIIH core complex
Source: RefSeq, a predicted model, not a curated record
AACGAUGCCGAGAGUGUUUCGCAGCCGAUGCGACAUAUUGAUACAAUUAUUGUGAGGUGUAACGAUAAAAAUGCUGAUUAUUUUGCAUAUUGCAGGAUUAGCAGGCUGGCGCAUUUGCGAAAUUGAUGUGAACUUGGGCAUUGUUGAAGCGUUGCCGUCGGCUGAGAGACAGACGUCAACGAAAUGACCACCAGCAGUGAGGAUGUGCUUCUGCAGAUGGGCGAGGUGCGUUACAAGAAGGGCGAUGGCACCCUCUACGUGAUGAACGAGCGUCUGGCGUGGAUGGCGGAGCACCGGGACACGGUGACCGUUUCGCAUCGCUACGCGGACAUCAAAACACAAAAGAUCUCGCCCGACGGCAAGCCAAAGGUGCAGCUGCAGGUGGUGCUGCACGAUGGCAACACAUCCACUUUCCAUUUUGUUAACCGCCAGGGCCAGCCGGCCAUGCUCUCCGAUCGUGACAAGGUCAAGGAGCUGCUGCAGCAGCUGUUGCCAAACUUUAAGCGCAAAGUCGACAAAGAUCUGGAGGACAAGAAUCGUGUACUGGUCGAGAAUCCCAAUUUAUUGCAGCUCUAUAAGGAUCUUGUCAUAACCAAAGUACUUACCAGCGAUGAAUUCUGGGCGACGCACGCCAAAGAUCAUGCACUCAAGAAAAUGGGCAAGAGCCAGGAAAUCGGUGUUUCUGGUGCCUUUUUGGCCGACAUCAAGCCGCAGACGGACGGUUGCAAUGGCCUUAAAUACAAUCUUACCUCAGAUGUCAUACACUGCAUUUUUAAAACAUAUCCCGCCGUUAAGCGCAAGCAUCUGGAGAAUGUGCCGGGCAAAAUGCCUGAAUCCGAGUUCUGGACCAAGUUUUUCCAAUCGCAUUAUUUUCAUCGGGAUCGUCUCACCGCCGGCACCAAGGACAUUUUUACCGAGUGCGGCAAAAUUGACGAUCAGGCCUUGAAGGCGGCAGUGCAGCAGGGUGCCGGUGAUCCGUUGCUGGAUUUGAAGAAGUUCGAGGAUGUGCCGCUGGAGGAGGGCUUUGGAAGCGUUGCCGGCGAUCGUAAUGUGGUUAACAGUGGCAACAUUGUCCAUCAGAACAUGAUCAAGCGCUUCAAUCAGCAUUCCAUCAUGGUGUUGAAGACAUGCGCCACUGUUAAUGCCCCAUCCGGCUCCAUGCCAAAUGGCACAAGCAUGGCAAAUGGACCACUUGGUCAGUCCAGUUACACCAACGGCCUCAAUGGCAAGGCCUCUAAGCACACAGUCGAUACUCCGGUCAGUGAACAAGAUGUGCCGCCAACGAAGAGGCGCCGUGUCAUGGAGAAGAUACGUUACGAAGAUCUGGGCAAUCCGCAGAGCGAAUCAGAUGACGACGCACCACAAUCGUCCAAUAAGGCCAAGCAUUUUGAGCUGUCCAAAGUGGAACGUUACCUAAAUGGUCCCCUGCAAAAUCAAAUGUAUGAAAACCACAGCGACUCACUUGCCUUCGAAUAUGUGCAGUACAAGCUGGUGCGCAACUCAGAGUCUUGGCUGGAUCGCAGUGCCCAGCGAAAUGUUAUAUGCUCCAAGGCGGCCGUUAAUGCUCUAGGUGAGCUCAGUCCAGGCGGCUCUCUUAUGCGUGGAUUUCAGGAGCAGUCGGCGGGGCAGCUGGUGCCACAAGACUUUCAACGCGACCUGCGACACUUGUAUCUGUCGCUGCAGGAGCUUCUCAAACACUUUUGGAACUGCUUUCCACCCACCACGGAGGAGCUGGAGUCCAAACUGCAGCGCAUGCAUGAGACAUUGCAGCGUUUCAAAAUGGCCAAACUAGUGCCUUUCGAGAAUCGUGCUAUGCACGAGCUCUCGCCGUUGCGAUCAUCGCUCACACAACACAUGAACAUGCUGCUGCGCACCGCCAACUCUAAAUUUGCCACAUGGAAGGAGCGCAAGCUGCGCAACAAUAGAUAACAAAUGCAAUGUCCUCACCAACAUUAUUAUCAACUGGAAGUUCUCAUUCAACACGUUCGAUUAGCAGCGCAACGCAUUCAAAUGCAAAUAUGAAUUACGUGCAUAACUAAGAUAUAACCACUGUUUGUAUGUGUGUACUCAUAAAUUUAUACAACAUCA